Messenger RNA from Hemibagrus wyckioides, 921 nucleotides. RefSeq names its product acyl-CoA thioesterase 13 (gene acot13). Gene Ontology annotation, molecular function: fatty acyl-CoA hydrolase activity. Lineage: Eukaryota; Metazoa; Chordata; Actinopteri; Siluriformes; Bagridae. Bases 87 to 512 code for a protein of 141 amino acids. The record is from RefSeq and is a predicted model, not a curated record. The transcript has 3 exons.
UGGUCUAGAAGAGAGACUUUCCUCCUGUGGUCAUUAGGCGCUUUCCAAAUUCUGAGUGGUUUGUGAGAUAUUAAAUACAGUGAAAAAUGGUGUCAUUAUCUGUGAAUGCACUGAGACAGGUGAUGAGGGCCAUGCUGGACUCUCCUGGAUUUGAUCGUGUUUUAAGUAAGGUGGAGUUGGUUUCAGCCAGUCCGGGUAAAGUAGUGUGUGAGAUGAAAGUGGAAGAGGAGCACACAAACCGAGGAGGGACGCUACACGGCGGACUGACCGCUACUCUGGUCGAUGUCAUUUCUACCACUGCACUCCUGUACACAGAGAGAGGAGCACCUGGAGUCAGCGUCGACAUGAACAUCACGUAUAUGAAUGCUGCCAAGGUUGGAGAAGACAUCUUGAUAACAGCGCAGGUUUUAAAGCAAGGACGAAGUUUGGCGUUUGCUACUGUUGAUUUAACAAACAAAGCAAACGGGAAACUGAUCGCUCAGGGAAGACACACAAAGCACCUCGGCAGCUGAUGCUGAACAUGUCUGAGAAACGUGAAACCUGUAAACGUCUGUAUAUACGCACGUAAGCAUGUAAUAAAACACCACAAGAGAUUUUCAAAGCUUGCACUGUAUUGGGAAUUCUUCAGCAGUGUGGCAUUAAAUCAAUACAAACAAAAUGAAUAAAUCAUGAACACAGUGGUCUCUCUUAUGAUUCAAAGAGAAUUGCAACAGGCAGGAAAAGGUAGAUUUUAUGCUUUACCCAACAAAGCUAGCUUAUGAUCAUUAGUACUCAAAAAGGGGGAGGGCUGAAAAUAAGGGGGGAAAAAGCAAACAAAAUGUAAUGGUGCACUGAAUUUUAUCCACAGUAAAUCUUUUGUUAGGUACAUGGAUUUAAGCAUUAGUUGCUCACUGAAUAUCCACCAACAAAAACAAAAUCAGG